GCAGAACUCCCAGGCCACGAAGCUCAUUUCACUGACUGCAGCUGUCCCCCUGGGGCGCCCCGUCUGCCCUACUUGCCAUCACCCAGAUGCACAGGAUCUUGUGGCAGAAAGCAGGAGCCUGGAUGGGAAGAGGAGCAGCCAGGCCGAGGUGGGCGCCGCUCCCCCUCCCCAGCCCUGCCCAGGUCCUGAGAGAUCUGGGACCUGAGGCUCAUUAGUGCCUGCAUAAUGGAUGCCUCCUUCUCUCUUCUUGGAAAUCACCCGCCCAUCUUGCUUAAUGGCCACAAGGGAAGCGGGACCUCUGUGCUCUGCUCAUAAAGUGGCCUCUGCCUCUCCAUUUCCCCUUGGAGGAGGGGCAGCAGAGCGGCUCACACAGGGGAGACCUGGCCUCUUGUCUUCUGCUUCACGACGGCCGGAUGACAGCGCGUCUGCUGCAAGUAGCAUGGAGGUGACAGACCGCAUUGCUUCACUGGAGCAAAGAGUUCAGAUGCAAGAAGAUGACAUCCAGCUGCUCAAAUCAGCUCUAGCUGAUGUGGUUCGGCGGCUGAACAUCACUGAGGAGCAGCAGGCUGUGCUUAACAGGAAAGGACCUACCAAAGCAAGACCACUGAUGCAGACCCUGCCUUUAAGAACCACUGUCAACAACGGCACUGUGUUACCAAAGAAACCUAGUGGCUCUCUACCUUCCCCUUCCGGGGCCAGGAAGGAAACUGCUAUGCCAGCAACCAAAAGAUUAAACAGAUCUGUGAGUCUUCUCAAUGCUUGCAGACUGAAUAGAUCGACACCAAGUAACAUCAAGAGGACCAGCUCUUCUGAACGAGUAUCUCCUGGGGGUCGAAGGGAAAGCAAUGGGGAUUCCAAAGGAAACCGGAAUCGCACAGGCUCUACCAGCAGUUCUUCCAGUGGCAAAAAGAACAGUGAAAGCAAACCCAAGGAGCCUGUAUUCAGUGCAGCCCUUCUGUCUCUGUCUCCGAAAUCACAAGGGAAACGCCGGGUGACACACUGCAAAGAAGAAGGCUAUGUAAAAAUGUUUCUUCGUGGACGUCCUGUUACCAUGUACAUGCCCAAAGACCAAGUGGAUUCUUACAACUUGGAAGCAAAAGUAGAACUUCCAGCCAAGAGACUCAAGCUGGAAUGGGUCUAUGGGUACAGGGGUCGAGACUGCCGUAACAACCUGUACUUGCUUCCAACGGGAGAGACCGUCUACUUCAUCGCGUCCGUGGUGGUGUUAUACAACGUGGAGGAGCAGCUGCAGAGGCAUUACGCUGGCCACAACGAUGACGUGAAGUGCCUAGCAGUUCAUCCUGAUCGGAUCACGAUAGCAACAGGACAAGUGGCAGGCACAUCGAAGGAUGGAAAACAAUUGCCCCCACAUGUGCGCAUCUGGGAUUCUGUGACAUUGAAUACUCUCCACGUCAUUGGCAUAGGUUUUUUUGACCGAGCAGUCACCUGUAUUGCAUUCUCAAAAUCUAAUGGAGGAACCAAUCUCUGUGCUGUGGAUGACUCCAAUGACCACGUGCUCUCUGUAUGGGACUGGCAGAAAGAAGAAAAACUGGCCGAUGUGAAGUGCUCUAAUGAAGCUGUGUUCGCUGCGGAUUUCCACCCCACGGACACCAACAUCAUAGUCACCUGUGGAAAGUCACAUCUCUACUUUUGGACACUAGAAGGAAGCUCCCUGAAUAAGAAGCAAGGAUUAUUCGAGAAACAAGAAAAGCCAAAGUUUGUCCUCUGUGUGACUUUCUCUGAAAACGGUGACACCAUUACUGGAGAUUCAAGUGGCAACAUCUUAGUUUGGGGAAAAGGCACGAAUCGAAUAAGCUAUGCGGUUCAAGGGGCCCACGAGGGUGGCAUUUUUGCACUUUGUAUGUUAAGAGAUGGCACACUGGUGUCCGGAGGCGGGAAAGACCGAAAGCUCAUUUCUUGGAGCGGAAACUAUCAAAGACUUCGUAAAACUGAGAUUCCAGAACAGUUUGGUCCAAUACGGACAGUGGCCGAGGGCAAAGGCGAUGUGAUCUUGAUUGGCACAACUCGAAACUUUGUCCUGCAGGGCACUCUGUCAGGGGACUUUACACCCAUUACUCAGGGUCACACUGAUGAGCUCUGGGGACUGGCCAUCCAUGCCUCAAAACCUCAGUUCUUGACCUGCGGGCAUGACAAGCAUGCCACUCUCUGGGACGCUGUGGGUCACCGUCCUGUCUGGGACAAAAUAAUAGAGGAUCCAGCUCAGUCUUCUGGUUUUCAUCCUUCAGGGUCUGUGGUUGCAGUCGGAACACUCACUGGGAGGUGGUUUGUGUUUGACACAGAAACAAAAGACUUGGUCACCGUUCACACAGAUGGAAACGAACAGCUCUCAGUAAUGCGUUACUCACCAGAUGGGAAUUUCCUAGCCAUAGGCUCACAUGACAACUGCAUCUAUAUCUAUGGCGUCAGUGACAACGGGAGGAAGUACACACGUGUGGGCAAGUGCUCGGGUCAUUCCAGCUUCAUUACUCACCUGGACUGGUCGGUAAACUCGCAAUUCCUCGUGUCAAAUUCCGGAGACUACGAAAUCCUCUACUGGGUUCCCUCCGCCUGUAAGCAAGUUGUAAGCGUGGAAACUACAAGAGACAUUGAAUGGGCCACCUACACCUGCACUUUGGGAUUCCAUGUUUUUGGAGUGUGGCCAGAAGGCUCGGAUGGAACCGACAUCAAUGCCGUCUGCCGGGCCCAUGAGAAAAAACUCCUGUCUACAGGCGACGACUUUGGCAAAGUGCACCUCUUCUCAUUCCCCUGCUCGCAGUUCAGGGCUCCAAGCCACAUCUACGGCGGGCACAGCAGCCACGUCACCAACGUCAAUUUCCUCUGCGAAGACAGCCACCUCAUCUCCACGGGCGGGAAGGACACGAGCAUCAUGCAGUGGCGUGUCAUUUAGUCCCCACCGAGAGCCAUGGGGAGCAGCAUGGGCAAGGAAGACACAGACUCGCAUUACCCCUGGUCACUGUGAUUUCUGUUUUGUUUAAAAAGUUCUUACAAACCUCAGGAAAACUGUACCCUCUGCCGGCUACCUUAGCUUAGCGGGUCAGCGGUGCCACAGCGUUCACUUUUGUUGUACAAUAAAUGACACUGCACGUUGAAUAUCAACCAGGUUCCAGCGUUUACAUGACAGCAACAUCAACAGAAGUGACUGGUGUCCUCUUAGUAACUUUUCUAUGAACUCUUCAAAAAUGGUCACAGAAUGCCUUUUAAAACACUGUAUAUAGUCUUCACUGUUUCACCAUCUAGCUUGCUGUCACAUAUUGAUGAUGAUAAUGAGGUACUGAACCAUGAUGGCUGUUGAUGAAUUGGUCCUAAAAGGGCAGAUACCACUUAAGGAGAGUGAGUAACUGAUUUGCACAGCUGAAUCAGGAGACGCAAAGAUGAGACUGUAUUUGGUUACAUUUUCCAAGGUUUCAUGACCUUCUCCCUUGGGGAGUCUAUGAGAGAGGGCUUGUAUCCUUCUUGUGCUAGGCAGAUUCUACUCCUAAUUGACUUAAAUAUUUCAGCAGGGGACACAGGCGUUUCCAAGUUUCAGUGACACCGUCCUGCCUAACCAGAUGCGGUCAGCCUCUUCACGCCCAACUGGCUUGCACCCCCUCCCUUGUUCACACGCCCUGAUUAACGGUGAGACGUUUUGCCACCUUCUUCUGUAUAUGACUUGGCAUGAGAUGAUAUUGUAUUUGUAUAGGAUUCUAGCAAUUCAUAAUAAAUAUGUAAGACUAGGCUUCACUGUCUGAUGCUUACAGACAUUGUAUAUUUGUAUUUUACGACCAAGUAGACCAACUCAGAAAGAUCUCUCUUGAGUGUACCAUAAACCUGCAGAGAGAAGUCUCCAAAGGCUCCACCAGGUACCAAGGGCAGCUGCUUUUUCUGUCUUUUGUGCAUGGGCGACUCAUUACCAUAUGAAAUAAGAUUGAGCUCUGAUGCGUUGAACGGAGGUGGCAGAAAUUUGUCAAGAAGGCCUUAUCCAUUUCCAUUGUGUGACAGAUUGAAAUUUAUUGUUUACAUUGGGGAAUGUAUCUCAAAUUUUUAAAUAGAAGAGUAAUAAACAGACUUUAAAACAAAUAUUAAGAUUUUUACUCAUUCUAGGCAAGUAAGUGAAUGGAAUUAUCUGAACUCUAUGGCACUGGUUGUUCAGAGUGGCUGAUUAAGAGCAAAUUUCAGAAACCUUUUUGACAACAUCACCAGCCUGCUGCGGAAGUGCAGGGCACCAGUAGACACCGUGUAUUAUUGAAGAUGAAUCUGUUUGUAUGUAUCCUUGUCAAAUAUAUUCUAUAAUGAAAUAAAAUCUGAAAAGUGGA
Cebus imitator (Panamanian white-faced capuchin) is the source of this 4313-nucleotide messenger RNA. It is a transcript of the gene EML1, whose product is annotated as EMAP like 1. Gene Ontology annotation, molecular function: microtubule binding. The coding region runs from base 230 to 2908 and encodes 892 amino acids. The transcript is spliced from 24 exons. Gene Ontology annotation, biological process: microtubule cytoskeleton organization. Lineage: Eukaryota; Metazoa; Chordata; Mammalia; Primates; Cebidae. The record is from RefSeq and is a predicted model, not a curated record. Gene Ontology annotation, cellular component: mitotic spindle.